UGUUGCAGUGAAAGAGAGAAAGAAGAGAGAGAGAGAGAGAGAGAGAGAGAGAGAGAGAGAGAGAGAGAGAGAGAGAGAGAGAGAGAGAGAGAAAGGGAUGAAGAAUGAACUGGGAAAUCUGGUGGAGUCGAUAAAGUCGAAGGUGAGGUUUCUGAAUCUGAAGAAGGGGAAAAAACCUUACAUAAAGAUGGAUAAGAGUGCGAGUGUGAAAGUUGAGAUUCGGAGCAGAAAAGCUCGCAAGCUCAUAGAGAAGACAUUGAAAGCUGCUGACACUCAUGCUCGUUAAUCUUCUUUCUCCUUCUGCUUCCAUUCCAAUUAACCUCUGUAAUUACCAUCUAAACUCUGUCGUUUCGUUAUCAUUCAUUGUAACACAUACCUUAGGUUACAGAUUUUCCUUUCUUUCUUUCUUUUCAUGGUUGGUUGGUUGGUCCCAACACCGGCCACCACCACCGACUUCUUUUUAGUAAUAUUUUUUAUGAUUCCUGCAAAUAAAUAAUUUUAUAGUUUUUAUAGUCUAUAUUGAUGGCUGUGUAGACUUUGGACAAUCAAGGGGAGACUUUGAUGAGUUUGUGAACGUUAUCUUCAUUUCUUCUAUUUCAUUCACUCUCAUUAAAUGCCA
Vigna unguiculata (cowpea) is the source of this 619-nucleotide messenger RNA. RefSeq lists its product as uncharacterized. The record is from RefSeq and is a predicted model, not a curated record. Lineage: Eukaryota; Viridiplantae; Streptophyta; Magnoliopsida; Fabales; Fabaceae.